AUGGUGGAAAGUUCAUCAGUCCAAAAUCUCACAUUUCAUCAGCAGAACGAAGUGCGCGAGAAUCGAGUUAUCAAUCCUUUCCCAUAUCUGAAUCCUCGGUCUACUCCGUAUGCUGCAUUGGUGGUUUCCAGCAGUAACGUGGUGAUCAAUCGCAACUGCUUCAAGAAUCCCCAGGCAACCUAUGAAAUUGCAAGCGAACUUGGAGAACAUGCGAAGUGGAUCGAUGCUCGUGAGAAUAACUGGGGUCAUCCAAGGCCCGAGUUAUUUAUGCACCGUAUUUUCGAUCAGUUUAAUCGUUAUUCACUUUCUACCAUUGAG
Messenger RNA from Gongylonema pulchrum, 318 nucleotides. Lineage: Eukaryota; Metazoa; Nematoda; Chromadorea; Rhabditida; Gongylonematidae. The record is from the annotation of a GenBank genome assembly.